CGUGGUUGUUUACCAAAAAUUUUAAAUUGCGAUAAGUAAUUAAUUCAAACAGCUGAGCUUUUAAUAUUUCACAAUUUUGCAUUGCUUGCAUUUUAUCAGUUCUGUCUACGUGUAUAAACUUUCCAUAUUUUGCAAAAGUUUCCAGUUUUAUUUGUGCAAAGAGAUAGAAAUGUCGAGCCCCAAGGAAGAAUGUGUCUUGAAGGCUGGCCACCCUCCAGCAGUUAAAGCUGGUGGUAUGAGAAUUACCCAACACAAAACCCGCAAAGAUUCUGGUGGUCUAGGAGAAGACACCACUGGUAUCACUGUAUCUGGAAGCCCACCGAAAAGCAUCACUGUAUCUGGUGCAGUUGUUAAAGGCCAUGCAGACUUUACUCCUGAGGCUGUGCAGAGUUUCCACAGAGAGAAACCACCGGUAGCUCAUUCUAACAAAUCGAACACUCACAUCAUUCAACAGCCCAGGAAAUAAGUUGAUACUGGUGUCUUUGAUGAUGAUAUUUUUGCUAGAUAUAGGUUUUUGUCAUAUUCUUUUUUAUUAGUCUUGUGCCUAGAACUUUUCAGUGGUGAUUCAAAUGCAACUGCAGAAAAGCUUCAGGUUAUUUUGUUCUAUUAUUAUCUAUAUUUUAUUAUAAUAUGCAUUUAUUCUCAUACUUAAAACAUGUUUGAAAAAAAAAUUGUGUAAAAUGUUCAUUAUUUUGUGGUGUUUGGGAUUUAUAUAAAAUCUACUUAUGUUGGAGUAAAUAAAAAGCUUUUAUUAUUAAUACUUUAAUAACAAAUUGAGUAUUUUAUUUAAUUUAGCAGAUAUUAAGUGGCAGAUUUAUUCCAGCUA
Molecule: messenger RNA, 826 nt
Organism: Ceutorhynchus assimilis (cabbage seed weevil)
Lineage: Eukaryota; Metazoa; Arthropoda; Insecta; Coleoptera; Curculionidae
Source: the annotation of a GenBank genome assembly